AUGGAUUGGUUUGAAAGAAUUUGUGCUGAAAGUCGAUCAAAGUUUUUCACAACUCAACAAGCAAUAAACAAUAAAAUUCAGCAAAAAUCAAGCGAUGAUCUCAUGAGUGCAGAUGAGUGCUACAGUCUUAUAAAAAAAAGUAUUAAGCCUAGAGAAUUAAUAGGCCAAGAAGAUUUAUGGAAAAUUCCUAUACUUCUUGUCUGUUUUGGCUGCAUUCUGGUUAUAUUAAUGGCGUUCUGCUUCGUUUUUCAGUGCUUGUUGAGAAGAGUAAAUGAUUCAAGACUUUCUAACCAGUUCGAAAUUGAUAUUUGCAAUGUCGAAAAAUCGAAAAACAAUUCAAGAAUGCACAAAGCCAGCCAAAGCGAACGACCACCAAACGAUAGUUGCUGUUCCUGUUUAAAAGUCAAGUAA
Molecule: messenger RNA, 411 nt
Organism: Drosophila rhopaloa
Lineage: Eukaryota; Metazoa; Arthropoda; Insecta; Diptera; Drosophilidae
Exons: 1
Coding region: 1-411 (136 amino acids)
Source: RefSeq, a predicted model, not a curated record